AUGGAGGUUGCUGUUCCAGCAGUCCUCAUUGCACCCCAUAGGAUUUCACUUACUCCUCAGCUGGAGACUAUAUUUGAAGAAGAUGAUUUUGAGGAUUCUGAUUUUCAAGAACUAUUCUCUUUCCCUAAAGAUUUGAGUAAUGAAUGGUGGGAUCUUUGUGCGGGACCUCAUGUUGAAACUACAGGAAAGAUUAACAAAAAAGCUGUUGAGCUUGAAUCUGUUGCUGGUGCUUACUGGAGAGGAGAUGUUAAAAAACCAAUGCUCCAAAGGAUUUAUGGCACCGCAUGGGAGAAUGAGGACCAAUUAAAAGCAUACCUUCACUUCAAAGAAGAAGCUAAACGGCGUGAUCAUCGGAGGCUUGGCCAAGAUCUUGAUCUCUUCUCCAUACAGGAUGAAGCUGGUGGAGGCUUAGUGUUCUGGCAUCCCAAAGGAGCUAUUAUUAGGCACAUAAUAGAAGACACUUGGAAAAAGAUUCAUAUGGAGCGGGGUUAUGAUUUACUCUAUACUCCCCAUGUAGCUAAGGCAGAUCUUUGGAAGAUUAGCGGUCAUCUGGACUUCUAUAAAGAGAAUAUGUUUGAUCAGAUGGAGAUUGAGGAAGAGCUUUAUCAGCUUCGGCCAAUGAACUGCCCUUAUCAUGUAUUGGUCUAUAAGAGGCAGUUACACUCUUAUCGGGAUUUUCCAAUCAGGGUUGCAGAGCUUGGAACAGUGUAUAGAUAUGAGUUAUCUGGAAGCUUACAUGGCCUUUUCCGUGUAAGAGGUUUUACUCAGCUCUUAGCUUGGUCCCAAAAUUUCGCCUUGUGCUCUUUGCCUGUCAAACCUUUCUUGCAAAUUAUGCCCAAUGCAGAAUUGAAUGCAUUUUUCAUCUUCCCCAAAUGGUAUAAGCAGAAUUUCUGGAAUAUUUGUAAGUCUGAAAUCUGA
Messenger RNA from Nicotiana attenuata, 918 nucleotides. Its product is annotated as threonine--tRNA ligase, chloroplastic/mitochondrial 2-like. The coding region runs from base 1 to 918 and encodes 305 amino acids. Gene Ontology annotation, cellular component: chloroplast stroma; cytoplasm; mitochondrion. The record is from RefSeq and is a predicted model, not a curated record. Gene Ontology annotation, biological process: threonyl-tRNA aminoacylation. The transcript has 4 exons. Lineage: Eukaryota; Viridiplantae; Streptophyta; Magnoliopsida; Solanales; Solanaceae. Gene Ontology annotation, molecular function: threonine-tRNA ligase activity; ATP binding.